Messenger RNA from Caenorhabditis briggsae, 831 nucleotides. Gene Ontology annotation, cellular component: cytoplasm. NCBI's taxonomy places the organism in Eukaryota, Metazoa, Nematoda, Chromadorea, Rhabditida, Rhabditidae. The record is from RefSeq and is a predicted model, not a curated record. Bases 1 to 831 code for a protein of 276 amino acids. The transcript is spliced from 6 exons.
AUGUUUGACUGUUGUUUUCUUCUAUUUUCUCUAAUUUUUGGAGCCAUUUUUAUGUAUUUGAAGGACCUUUUCACUCCUCCACAAAUCAAAGACAAACCAGAGAUUCAAAAAAAGGACUACAAGCGAGAUACAGUAUACCUUUAUCAGUAUGGAAGACUCAAGAACUGUCCACAUUUGUCACCGUUUUGUAUGAAAAUCGAAGUUUUGUGCAGGAUUUAUAAAAUUCCAUAUGAGAUCGUUGAAUGCACAACAAUGCGAUCCAGAAAUGGACUUUUACCAUUUAUCGAAUUGAAUGGAGACCACAUUUCGGAUUCGGAUCUCAUUGAAAUGCGUCUGAAAUCGCAUUUUAAGAUUCCGACUCUUUCCGGCGAUCUGGAAACCCAAUCGGUUGCAUUGAGCAAAAUGACAUUUUUCCAUCUUUUUCACAUAAUCUAUCGAUUCAAAACUGCUGAACAUGCUUUCUACGAAACCAUCUAUCGCCUUGUUGGAAUGCCUCAAGCCCUUAAAUUCCUAUUUCUCCCAUUUGUAAAAGCAAGUGUUGGAAAACGAUUUUAUGCCAGGAAUACUGGAGCAAUUGGAGAUUUCGAAUUGAAGGAAUUGGAUGAAUUUUUGCAUAAAGAUUUGGAAAUCAUUCAGAAUACGAUGAAGGGAAAAUUCUUGUUUGGAGAUGAGAUUACAGCGGCCGACGCCACCGUAUUCAGUCUUCUGGCUACCGUAUACUACCCAUUCCACACUCAUGUUUCGGAUGUUCUCGAAAAAGAUUUCCCGAAAAUUUUGGAAUAUAUCACAAGGGUCCGCCAAGAAGUUUAUCCUAAUGAUUUUACUCUGUAA